Bolinopsis microptera is the source of this 1848-nucleotide messenger RNA. Its product is annotated as dynein light chain Tctex-type 5-B-like. Gene Ontology annotation, cellular component: cytoplasm; cytoplasmic dynein complex. Gene Ontology annotation, molecular function: dynein intermediate chain binding. The transcript is spliced from 6 exons. The record is from RefSeq and is a predicted model, not a curated record. Gene Ontology annotation, biological process: microtubule-based movement. Bases 136 to 666 code for a protein of 176 amino acids. Lineage: Eukaryota; Metazoa; Ctenophora; Tentaculata; Lobata; Bolinopsidae.
AUAGUAGUGCGUAUAUAUUAAUACUAUAUUAUAAUACUGAGCGCUUGUAGACUCUUUAGGUUGUGGUAUUUUUGUUGUUGUUAUUCUUGUUCGGUCCUGUUCGAAGGACAAGCUGCUGACUACACUACUUUUAGGAUGAUGCGAAAAAAAUUUGGCGGGCUUGGUCAGAAACGGUGGCAGGAUGCCAUCAACAGAGUGUCUCUAAACUUGCAGACCACGAGAAAGAGUUCAAUGUCCACGAGGGGGGGCAGUUUCCACAGCGACAGUGAAGUAGACGAUGGUCCUAAAGGGCCAGCCGUCCUUUAUGAAAAUACAUUCCAACUCGAGCCUAAAGAUAAUCAGAAAUUCCCAACCAAAAAAGCAGAGGAUGUCAUCAAGGCGAUAUUCAAUUCCAACUUGAGGGACAAGAAGUACAUCUCCGACAGCUCGAGGAAUCUGACAACAAACCUAUCAGAACUUAUCAGGACUCAAGUAAAGCAAGAACUCGGCAAACAAAAUAGAUUUAAAAUAGUAGUAAUGGUGCUAAUUGGAUCCAUGGAAGGGCAAGGAGUCAGAUGCGCUUCUAGGUGCCUGUGGUACCCUCAGUGCGACCGGUUUGCAACAUACCACUACAACAACGAACACUUGUUUGCAGUGGGCACUGUAUACGGGGUUUAUUACGAGUAGUAAUAUUACUAAUAUUACUAAUAUUACUAAUAUUACUAAUAUUACUAAUAUUACUAAUAUUACUAAUAUUACUAAUAUUACUAAUAUUACUAAUAUUACUAAUAUUACUAAUAUUACUAAUAUUACUAAUAUUACUAAUAUUACUAAUAUUACUAAUAUUAUUAAUAUUAUUAAUAAUACGUGCAGUUCCUAGAAUAAUAUAAAGUAUUCAGAUUGCUGUGGUUAAACUAAAAAACCUUUUUUAAUUAUUAUUUUGCUCAUUUAACAAAUCGAGCUAAUCGGGAUAGAAUGUGAAUAAUUGUUGAGGCCUAAUUUACCGACCCUAUUUAAUCUGGCCCUAAGUAAGGUGACAAGCUGGAUUUUUGAAGAAAGGAAAGAAAAAAGAAACAACUUUCAUAGGUUUCCUGAUCAAGCACAGAAUAAUUGACCAUUGUCAAUUGAUUGCUAUAUAUAAGGUCAUAAUAAAAUAAAUUCCAAACCACUCUACUAAUCUAGUAGCAGAGUGUAACCAAUAACUAUACUAAUGUUAUGGUAUCCGUAUCAAUAAAAAUUCCGAUUUGCUGGAAUUUUUCCAGAUAAAUUUGGUCAACCAAUAAGUCUUUAAGGCACUAAGUAUGGCCAUAGCAUUAGCGGCCGAAUUUCUGCUAAAUUAGAGACAGACAAAUUAAGGUCGAUGAGGUAAUAAAAAUCAUAUCACAAUCUACUAAAGUAAGAAAGUGACAUAAAGUAAGUUACUAGAUGCUUAGAUGGUUGAAAUUAACUACUUUUUCGAUUAUUUUCACAUCUGAGCUCUUAAGGAAGUGUGAUUUACAUUUUUAUAGAAAGUUUAAUUUUCCGAUUAAAUGUUAAAUUAGGAUGCGUCUUCAGGCGAAAGAGACAUGAUUAAAUUUAAUGGAGAGUUAGUCAGUAUAAUUGUUUUUAUAUUUACAUGCGGUUCAAUUGAGAUGAGUGUACAAAUUAUGAACCGUUUGAUAAAGCAAGGAACGAGCAGGAUAAUUCCAAAAUGUUAAUGCUGUCUAUAAUGUUUAAAAAUUUGUUUAAAUAUGUAUAUCAUAAAUGAGUACAUUUUUAAACCAUGGUUUUUAUUUUUUUUAAAUACUAUCAUUCGACAAAAAGAGAACAAUAUCAUCAACAACCUAGCUAGAUGAUAAGAAAAGCAGAAUCUUUUCUAAUAAUAGUAUU